AUGAAGGCCAUGACGAGAAUGCCGCGCCACGCCAUCCCGCGCAUCGCGACCGCCACAGCGCCCCUGCUGCGCCAAUCCCGCCGCAGCCUCUCCUCGACAGUCUUCAAGACGGCAGACGUCGCGCCCGUCGUGGGCACCGGCCCGCCGCCCGAGGCACCGCGAUCCGCCGCUGAGUUCUCGGCCGAGAGCAAGCUGAGCCAGGAGGCGGCGGCCAAGCUGGCGCGGCGGAAGAGACAGGCCGAGAUGCUCGAGAUGGCGCAGGAGAUCCGCAACGCCGCGUCGAUGAAGGGGGUCAAGGGCGGGCUCAAGAGGCGGUUCUGGAAGGAGGUGCGCGUCGAGGAGGUGGACGGCGCCCUGCAGGUCAUGCUCGACAACCGCCCCCUCCGCCACCCAGGCACCACCAACAUCAUCCGUCUGCCAACGUCCAAGCCGCACCUCGCCUCGGCCGUCGCCAUCGAGUGGGACCUGCUGACGUCCGCCUACCAGGCGACGAAGCAGCACCUCAUCCCCCUGACAUCGCUCAUCUGCCGCGCCAUCGACAUUGAAGCCAACGACAACGGCGAGGAGGUCCCCUCAGCCUCGCCUGCCGCCGACGGGGAGGAAGCGCCAGCGGCACCGGCGCCCUUUUCGUCGACGGCGAACCCAGACGACGUGACGAUCCGCGCGCAGAUCGCCACGACGCUGAUGCGCUACCUCGACACGGACGCCAUGCUCUGCUGGGCGCCGCCGCCGGGGCCCAUGGACAUGCGCAACGAGGACGGCGACGGGCUGCGCGACGUCCAGGAGAAGACGGCCGUCGACGUGCUCGCCUACCUGCGGGCGCACGUCUGGCCCGGCGUCGCCAUCGCCCCCGUGCUCGACGGCAACGCCAUCGUGCCGCGGCCCCAGGCCGACGGCGUCCGCGACACAGUCAAGGCCUGGGUCAGCGGGCUCAGCGCCUGGGAGCUCGCCGGCCUCGAGAGGGCCGUGCUCGCCGGCAAGAGCGUCGUCGCCGCGAGCCGCCUCGUCGUCGAGUGGAGCGAGGACGAGCCCGCCGGUGGCCUGCGGCCCGCGCGCGAGGCCGCCGAGGACAGAUUCGGCGUCGAGCAGGCCGCUGUGGCCACGAGUCUGGAGGUCACCUGGCAGACGGGCCACUGGGGCGAGGUCGAGGACACGCACGACGUCGAGAAGGAGGAUCUGCGGAGGCAGUUUGGCAGCGUUGUGCUGCUCGUCUCUGGCCUGAACAGACGGUAG
Verticillium dahliae VdLs.17 is the source of this 1233-nucleotide messenger RNA. RefSeq names its product ATP12 protein. The coding region runs from base 1 to 1233 and encodes 410 amino acids. The record is from RefSeq and is a predicted model, not a curated record. The transcript is spliced from 2 exons. NCBI's taxonomy places the organism in Eukaryota, Fungi, Ascomycota, Sordariomycetes, Glomerellales, Plectosphaerellaceae. Gene Ontology annotation, cellular component: mitochondrion. Gene Ontology annotation, biological process: mitochondrial proton-transporting ATP synthase complex assembly.